AUGGCGCAGAGGGAGGCGAUGGAGCGGGAGAUCGCGGAGCGCAGCGGCCGGCUGACUGGCCCAGGCGGCCCCGGACUUCGAGGGAACCUCCUGGACGCCGAGGGCUACCCGCGGUCGGACAUUGACUUGCACGCCGUGGCCACCGACCGCAACAGGCUCGCGGCGCUGAUGAACGACCACAAGCAGCUGACGGCGCGCAUCGAGCGCCAGAUGCACCAGCUGCACGCCGAAGCUCGAGAGGGUGGGCUCCUGGUGGAGUCGGAGGCCAAAAGGCCAAGGUUAGAAGGGGCCUGCUUGCCUCCAUCAGGGGCUGGCAGCUUGGUGCCGUUCGCAAUCGUUGAUGAUGUGAGCGCAGACAGUCCGGCGAAGGCUGCUGGCAUCGAAGUCGGAGACCAACUCUGUGCCUUCGGGUCAGUGUCUGCAGAUGGAAACCGUGGAACUGUGCUUACAAGACUGGCCAAUGCACUGAAGGAGAAUGAAGGGAAGGAAGUGGCCACAGUGUUCCUGAGGAAGGGAGCUGUGAGGGAGAUGCUGCUGACACCGCAGCGCUGGGGAGGCCCUGGGCUGAUCGGGUGCCACCUGAGGCCGCUGAGUUGA
Messenger RNA from Ostreobium quekettii, 597 nucleotides. Lineage: Eukaryota; Viridiplantae; Chlorophyta; Ulvophyceae; Bryopsidales; Ostreobiaceae. The record is from the annotation of a GenBank genome assembly.